CGUGAUCAGUUAUCUGCAGAUCGUCUUAAAAAUAUAUUCGUCAUGACAUCCUCUUCUACCACAAGUAUAAUGAGUAUUAGAGACAUGAUUGACAUAGCUUUUGGAGAUUCUGAAGUAAAUAUUGUAAAUCACAAAUUAAUCCAGACGAUUCUUUAUCUUCUUGCUAGACAAUUACGAGUAUUAGAGAGGCGAGUACAAAUUGUAAUUGUUCCUGAUAUGGAAAUGGAAUCUAGUAGCAGUCUCUCAGUUACGGAAGUAAAACUACAUGCUCAAGUGCCUAAAAAGAAACGUCGCUUGGCAAAAAUGGUUAGUAGUGUUGCAGGAGGUAAAGUGGGCUCAAUUAGCACUGCAGGACUAGUUAGUAAAGCCAUAUUAAAUAAAGGCACUAGAGGACAAAUUGAUAGCAAACGUCAAAGAGAUAAAACUUUGCAAGGAUCUGAUAAGCCACUUACUUCUGACAAGUCUGCUUCUGACAAAUCUGGUACUGAUAAAUCUUCUAUUGAGAAGUCUUUUCCUGAAAAGUAUUCUGUUGAGAAAUCUUCUACUAUAAAGACUUUUGCUGAUAAAACUUCUAUUAAAAUGUCUACCACGAAAUCCAGUAAUUUAAGGGCACCUUUAAAUGAAAAUUUAACUGAAAGCUCUACGAAAUCAACUACAGAUUCAUCUACUAGAGAUAAAACUACCAAUAUAACAGCUGCUACAGAUAGAGCCAUAUCAGAUAAAAUAUCAAAGGACAAAAUGUCUACAGAUAACAGCAAAACAUCAUCAGGGAAGUCUAAAUCAGACAAAUCUUCUACAGACAAAUAUUAUACAGAUAAAUCUUCUAAUAAAUCAACUGAAGACAGUAAUAUUGAAAAGUUAUUAUCUGAUAAAAGAAGUGAUAAAUGGUCAUCCGAACAAAGGGGUACAGAAAAACCUUCAAAUAAAAUAUCUACACAAAAAUCUUCUUCCAAAGAUACAACAUCCUCUGACAAGCAUUCGUCACAGGAUUACCACAAGUUGAUGGAGAAAAUCGAAGAAAGAAGAGAGAAAGAAUUACGUGUUAUUCACCAGAGAGCGGAUUCUAGAGAAGUACAAGAAAGAACCCCUACACCUAUGGCUUCUUUGGACAUUAUGGAAAUGCAAUACGAAAAAUUGCUAAUUGUGCAGAGAGUGCCCACUGAGGAAGCAAAAACUGUCAAUGACUUUGUGACUUCAAUACAUUUUUUUGUCCUAUCUACUCCAUAUUUUUUUACAAAUUUUACAUCUACAGGACGUUAUGGAACAGACAGCCGUGGUCGUACUCCCCAGUUAUCAAUAGUUACACAGGAAGAGUUCGCCGAAUUAGCUACAAUAGUUCGUGAACUUCAAGACCGGUUUGGACCUAUCGCCGGAGCUGAAUUUCCAGAUAAUAUUAAACUUAUGCAAGACCUCCGUAAGGGCGCCUCUUUGACAGAUGCUAUGGCAGCCUUACAACUUUCUGCUCGUCUUGAAGGUGCAGAAAAGACGUUGCAAAAAAUGACUUCAUUAGUAACAGAUCUCGCCAGUAGAACUCCAGGUUUUGAAGGAUUGCUCGAUGAGACCCAUGACGUGGAAGCAGACACCGAAGUUCUGUUUGGCGCCCCUAAAAUAUUGUCACAAAUAUCGCCAUCCAGGAUUAAAAAGUAUACAGUUCAACCGACAGAAAACCUGAGCAAAAGUACAGCACAAUACAACUCAGUCCCCUCUACAGAAUCCUUGGUUCCUACAGUUACAUCAUACUCACACCCAAAGGAAUACGUAGCUACAGAAGUUCCAACUGAAGACAAAAUUACUGCUCAGGAAUUAGAAAUUGCUUUACAAAGAAUAUAUGAUGAUUUCCUCAAGAUGGUGACCAGUUCGACAACUCGAAGUAACGUAAAUUCCGAUAAUGCACUUAAAAUGGCACGUGGAUUAGAAGAGAAAUUGAAUGCUUCAUUAAACCUCGGUAAUCGUAUGAAUGAUCUGGAAACAUUAGUCUCCGAAUAUUCAGAACAAAUAAAUUUUCUUGACACGGGCUUAUCGUCACAGAUGACAAAUUAUCAAGAACUGUUAACCCAAAUGCAACAUGAUUUAGAAACUGGACUGGAAACAAUGGCAGAGGCAUUAGCUAAUACAGGUGGUGAUACAACAGCUGUAGCCGAGCUGAACACACAUUUUACUAAUCUUCAAAUAGACCUCGAUACCACAAAUUUACGUCAGAAAGAACUAAGAGACGUUCAAACUGUGCUCUCCAAAAACCUUCAGGAUAUAUGGAAACAAAUAGAAUUACUACAAGCUGCAAAAUCGGAUAGAGAUGAGGUAGCAGAUGCACUAAAGGAUAAAGCUGGACUUGAAGCAUUAAAUGGACUUGUUACUCUUCAGCAAUUUGAUGCAGUAAGAGGAGACCUUGAGAAACGUAUUAGUAAUGCUUACGAUAAAUUCAAUAAUCAAGAAAUUAUCUGGCAAAAAGCAAUAGAUGAAUUAGUAAGGGAACUAAAUGAAAAGGCAGAUUGGAUUCAGGUCGUAUCCCUUCGCGACGACGUGAAUAAAAAUCUUGAAAAGCUAAGAAGCCGACUUCACGCAAUGAUCGAAAUUGUUGGAGAGCCACAAGCCGCUGCUGUCUCAAGGAGAUUGCAUCGAGAAACAGCAUGUUUGUCUUGUGCUAGCCCUGCUCAUAUGAACCUGGAAGAACCUGGUAUAGUACCAGCGUUGCCUGCUUUCAAAAUAUCCAGACCACCCGCAGUAGGGGCUGAGGCUCCAACCAAGAUGAAAGAAGAUGGAGCUCACAAACUUUGUUAUCCGGGUUUGCCAAUACCACAUCCAAGGGACCCUAGAUCACAUGUAUGCCAACGAUAUUGUGGUGGAUCACACACAAUUUUAUCUAACACAACAUGUCGUGCUCCACUCGGAUUGAUCGUUAAUCCUGUAUUGAGGCAAGUUACUACAGGAGUUGGAUCUUGUGGUAAAACCUACAUAACCGAUGAAGAAUAUAUAAAUAAGCCUUGCGUGCCAUGCAAUGUGCCUAAACCGGUGACCCCUGAUCACUCCAUAGUAGAACAAGGUCCAUUACCUACAAAAGACGUGGAUUCAGAUACAACGCCUACAGGUUUUCAAGAGCAAUCACAAGUGUUCGUUCAACUAUUCGACGACGUAUCAAUCACACCACCACCACCAUUUGAUGACGAUUAACUUUGUUUUGUUACAUACUUUUAUAUUGUAUAUGUCUCGGCUAUCCAAAUACUACAUAUAAAUUAAAAGUAAAGAAAACAAAUAAUAUAAUUAUUUGUAUACUUUAGUGUCCACGGAGAAACUCCAGCCUCCCUAAAUAUAAUCCAACACAUUUAACAGGACGAGUUUUUACAUAUAUUGUAAAUACGAAUUAAUUAAACCAAUAGCUGCUCCACCCUUUUGCUAUUGCGAAUUGACAUUAUGCUGGUCCCUAAUGAACUUAAUAAAAUUUUUAAUUUAAUAAUUUUCCUAUUUUUAAAACUUUCAAAUUAUGCCACCUCAGGAAUCGGCUUACUUAUAGUUUCACUAGCUACGCGCCCCGGCUUCGCACGGGUGUACAUAUAUUAUAUAGAUAUAUAAACCUUCCUCUAGAAUAACUCUUAUCUAUUAAAAA
Achroia grisella is the source of this 3601-nucleotide messenger RNA. RefSeq lists its product as uncharacterized. NCBI's taxonomy places the organism in Eukaryota, Metazoa, Arthropoda, Insecta, Lepidoptera, Pyralidae. The record is from RefSeq and is a predicted model, not a curated record. Bases 43 to 3168 code for a protein of 1041 amino acids. The transcript is spliced from 17 exons.